Priapulus caudatus is the source of this 696-nucleotide messenger RNA. RefSeq names its product WD repeat-containing protein 5-like. Gene Ontology annotation, molecular function: protein binding. Lineage: Eukaryota; Metazoa; Priapulida; Priapulimorpha; Priapulimorphida; Priapulidae. The transcript has 6 exons. Bases 1 to 696 code for a protein of 231 amino acids. The record is from RefSeq and is a predicted model, not a curated record.
AUGGGUCACGCAGCCGGGAUCAGCUGUCUAUCUCUAGCUGGCAGCGGCCGGGCACUGGUCAGCGGAUCGCUGGACGGAGUGGUCGCUGUUUGGGACAUAGUGUCCGGACUAAACCUACACAUGGUGCAUGUCACCAAGGUCGCGAUCGCCUGCGUGACAGUCUGCAGCGGUGACAAGCUAAUCGUCGUCGGCUGCGGCGACGGCAGCAUGUACACGGUUGCCAUGGAUACGGGCAAGGUAACGAGGACACUGGACGGACACCUGGAUGCGGUGUCCUGCAGCGUUGUCACGCACAACGAUGACAUCUUCAUCUCAGGUUCCAAGGACUGCCACGUGAAAAUCUGGGACAUGGAGACGUUCAAUUGUUUAAACGAGCUGAACAUCGGCAUGUCGGCGAUCAGCCACCUGGCGGUGACGGCUGACAACACGUUUCUGCUGGUGGCGUGCUGCGACAAUACGAUAGACAUUAGGUCGCUGUCAACGGGUGAAAGGUCAACCUGCCCAAACGUUGACCCCCGUUCAUACGACAGGACACCACUGUCACAAUCCCUGACAGAUGACAGGACACAACUGUCACAAUUGCUGACAGAUGACAGGACACCACUGUCACAAUCCCUGACAGAUAGUAAGCAGAUCUUUGUCUUCAGUACAUUACACUUCUCAUCACCAUUUAUUCAUAAAAUGUGGAGACAAUAG